GGUAUGUAGAACGAAGUCAACGAGUGAUGCGGGAGUAGAAAUUGGCAUUGCGAUUGCGUAAAAUACUUCUUCAUGUCAGCAUUCCUGACUCGCAUUGAGUUUGUUCUUCACAUCUGAUUCAACAGCUUUUUGGAUCUUUGUUCCAUCAAACCUAGCUUUUCAGCUGCCGCCGACGACUGGUUUCGAAAGCCUCUUCUAUCCCGAUGUCUCCCCACGCCCUACCUAUAUCUCCUGAGAUAGCACAGAUCGAUACAUUUCCUCUUUGGAAAUACGCCAUCACCCCGAAUGGUUUCCUUCCUGCGGAAGCACCCCUCAAAGUCCUUUCCGAUCCCUAUUUUGCACCCUGGGAAAGGGUCAUUCAACACCUUCCCGAAACUCUCAAAGCUGGAAAGUUGCGGAGAGAAGUGGAGUCUCUCCCCGUAUUGUCGAUAGAUAAGCUACGAAACGAAGCGGAGUGUAGACGGGCGUACGUUAUCUUGGUUUUUCUGGCUCAUGCCUACAUUUGGGGCGGUAAAAAUGCCGCAGAGGUUUUGCCGCCGGCUGUAUCAGUACCUCUCCUACGCGUCUCUAAGGCCCUUGACGUUCCUCCCGUUGCGACUUACGCUGGGCUAAACUUGUGGAACUUCUGGUCAAACACUGAAGACUUCACCGAUCUGGACUCGCUAGAGUCUCUACACACUUUCACCGGCACAAAAGAUGAAGCUUGGUUUUACUUGGUUUCAGUGGCCAUGGAGGCACAGGGUGCCCGUAUCAUCACUGAUGCACUUAACGCACUAGAGUCUAUGAAGAGAAGGGAUUAUCCAGCUAUCACAACAGCACUUGAUGGAUUCUCUGCCAAUAUUCGACGAAUCGGUGCGCUCUUGGAGCGCAUGUACGAGCAUUGUGAUCCCAUGGUCUUCUUCUAUGAAAUCCGCCCAUUCUUGGCGGGCAGCAAAAACAUGGCGGCGGCUGGUCUGCCCAACGGUAUAUUCUACGACGAGGGAGAUGGCCGUGGUAACUGGCAGCAACUUCGAGGAGGUAGUAAUGGCCAGAGCUCCCUCAUCCAAUUCCUUGACAUUGUGUUGGGCGUAGAGCACACAUCAGAAGGAAACAGCACCCCGCACACGAGCAAAAGCACACCCAAUCAAACAAAAGUGUCGGGAUUCCACGAGGAGGUCCGCAAUUACAUGCCUGGGCCACACAAGCGGUUUCUCGAACACGUUUCCCGCAUGGGCAGCAUCCGCGAGUUCGCCAAGUUGCCAGUUUCCACAGCGGAACAUGAAAGCCUCCGAAAGGCGUAUCAACUUGCGAUUAAGACCAUGACGGAGUUCAGAAAUAAGCACUUACAGAUCGUUGCCCGCUACAUCGUUCUUCCUUCAAAAAGGGCAUACAGUGGCGCCAAAGUUGAUUUGGCAAGCACAUCUGCUCUCCAAGAUGAGCAGCUCACUGGCACCGGGGGAACAGCAUUGUUGCCAUUCCUUAAACAAACCAGGGACGAGACCCUAAAGACUGGUCAGUUAGAGAAGGAGGUACGAACGUGAUCAAUUGCUCCUGUUUCAUGAUACAUGAUAUCCAUAGAGUUAUUACCGAUGCCGUUGGCAAGGCUUUUGCACGAAUUUCAACUGAUCCAAGAGCAACAACAAAUUGUCACCCGCAUGUAACGUUGCCUUGAUGUGCAUUCAUGCAUAUAAAGAUAGUUCGACUAAUGAGGAAAGUCGCAUCCGCU
Colletotrichum navitas is the source of this 1705-nucleotide messenger RNA. RefSeq names its product indoleamine 2,3-dioxygenase. NCBI's taxonomy places the organism in Eukaryota, Fungi, Ascomycota, Sordariomycetes, Glomerellales, Glomerellaceae. Bases 204 to 1520 code for a protein of 438 amino acids. Gene Ontology annotation, cellular component: cytoplasm. Gene Ontology annotation, biological process: 'de novo' NAD+ biosynthetic process from L-tryptophan. The record is from RefSeq and is a predicted model, not a curated record. The transcript is spliced from 2 exons. Gene Ontology annotation, molecular function: indoleamine 2,3-dioxygenase activity; heme binding; metal ion binding.